Messenger RNA from Cuscuta epithymum, 2781 nucleotides. The record is from the annotation of a GenBank genome assembly. Lineage: Eukaryota; Viridiplantae; Streptophyta; Magnoliopsida; Solanales; Convolvulaceae.
ACUACUAUAUCCACUAUAAAAAUGGUUGGCAUGUGGUCCUUAAUAAGCGAGUUCCACCAAUCUAAAACUACUUGGGCAUUCAAAGCCCGAGCUGUUCGUGUCUAUACCGUCCCUGCCCAUGGCAUUUACGGUGAAUCUUUGCAGUGCAUUUUCCAUGACGCUGAGGGAACAAAAAUACAUGCACACAUUGCAAAAUCAGAGGUUGCGAAGUUUGAGCACCUGUUUAGGGAAGGAAAUGUUUAUGCAAUAAGAAAAGUCUUGGUGCUAGACAACUAUAUGAAGUUCAAGACAACAAGGAAUGCUUUCAAGUUGUUAUUCGUCAACCGAACUGAUGCCUUUGAAAUCUCUAACAUUAAUUUUCCAAUGAGGAUGUUUGACUUCACAUCUAUAGCUGCCUUAAAAGAUGCUGAAGUUAUAGACGAAACCUAUGCCAUAGAUGUGAUCGGCAAGGUAACUUCAAUGUCAGACCCAAAGGACCUAACAAAGAAUGGUAAACAAACGAGGUUGCUUGAUCUUACCCUCGGUGAUGCCAAUGGGAAUACGAUUGCCUGCACUCUCUGGGAGAACAUGGUAGAAGAGUUCAUGGAUUUUCUUAAAACAAAACCGAAGUCAAUCACUCUUAUUCUUCAACGCUGCCGUGCUAAAAAAUUCCAGGGUCGGGUGGAGGUAACAAACAUGUUCCAUGUGACUAAGAUGUUACUGAAUAGCAACAGCGAGGAGUGUGCAGCUUUCAAUUCCACGUUCGGUCCAGAUAAUGAUGACGGCGGGGAUGCUCUAGCCUUAGCUACUUUUGUUACCCCUUCUUUUCAAGAUGACCUAACUGCUGGAAAAGUUCAGUUGGUAUCAAUUGCAGAUCUAAUGAAAAUGGAAGAGAUUACAAAGAAGAAAAAAAACAGAAAAAAUACAAGAAUACAAAAUAAAGUGAAGGUGGGGGUGGACAAUAUGUUGACAAAGAUGUGGGCCUGAAUCAACCAAAUAGGCCCAGGGAAUAAAAUUCCAACAUAAUGCCCCCAAAGGGAAAGAGCCGCCUCAAAAGAAAACAGGUUUGAGAGAAAGUGUCGAGAGAGUUCCAUGAGAGAGGACUUAUUCUGGUUUCAUUCCAUUUUCACGCCUCAUUCCGGUAGCCGCAGAGGAUCAACCGGUGUCUCUGAAAAACGAAGCUCCACGUUUGUCCUCGUAAUAAGAUUUCUUGGCUCUAGCCGGGAGUUGAUCGAGCGUGAAAGAUGUCAUCACUUGUAGACGAAGUCCAAAAUUAGCCAGGUGAUGAGCACAGGAGUUAGUCUCUCUUGGUCUGUAACAAAAAGAGAGUCGAUUUGCUAGCUGUGAUUCAUGAGUGGAUUUCACCAUCGGACGUAGAAAAUCAGGUAUUUUGGAAAACCCUUUAAUCAUUUGUAUGCUUUUUUCUGAGUCGGAUUGAACUAUGAAUGAUCUGUAACCACGGUUUACCAAUUCCUGUGACGAGGUGAGUAUCGCCUGAAGCUCAGCUUGAAGAGGGCUAGAAGCUGUAAUCGGGAAAGCAAGGGCAUCUUUGAAGGUUCCACUGGUUUCACGGAGGAUGGCCCCACCUGCGCUUUUAUGUGAGAAGAAAGCUGCAUCUGUGUUGAGGGAUUGGAGUCUUCCUUCGAAGUUGCUAAUCAGGUUGAGACAGUGGCCAAUUUUGGUAGUCCCAUGGUGGAUAACAGCCCCCAGGUUAAUGCAUUGACCAGAUGCAGAAUGGAAAACACUGGAUUUAUGGAGAGAUAUUGACAAUAGACAGCUACAGAGAUUGGUACUACAUAUCUUGCAGAGGGUGCAGCAGAAAGGUGUGUCCUGAAGGUGACAAUUUCAGUUGUGGUGUGUGCAACACCAAAGAAGUAGUUCUAAGGUACAAAAUUAAUGUUAGGGUGAUGGAUGAGACAGGUCAUGCUUCUUUUGUGUUUUGGGACAAAGAAUGCUUUACUUUGGUUGGAAAAACUGCAAGUACUUUUCAUGAGGAGAUUGAACAGAAAAAUGUUGGACCGUAUUAUUUUCCAGUCGAGAUUGAUGCUAUGGUUGAAACUAAGGGGUUGUUUCGAGUGCAAACAAAGAAGGAAAACAAAUACUACAAGGGUGUUCCUACUUUUAGUGUAAUUGGAAUGAAUUGUGAUCCAACUGUUAUCGCUUUAUACAAGUAUAAAGGAAAAGCAGUUGAGGAAGAAGAUGAUGCAGUUGAGGAAGAAGAUGAUUUCACACUACUUAGGAAGGAGUUUUCUGUGUCUGAAGAAGUCCUCAUACCUGAUGAGGAGGAGACCAGCCCCCUACUGUCAAAAGAAAAAAGGAAGGAACUUGUGGUGAACUACGAAGGCAUCAAAAGGAAGCUGUUUGUUGAGCCCCCGCCUGUCAAGCCACCAAAGAAGCUGAAGAAGGUGAAAAUGGAAAAGGAGUAACGAUGUUUGAACAAUGAAGAACUUUUUGCUAAUGAAGAACUUCAAGAACAAUGAAGAACUUUUUGCUAAAAUGAAGCAUAUCAUGUAUGCAGUAUUUUCUAUGUUUUUCUGUUAGUGCAUUAGCAUUUCAGAAAAAUGUUUGCUGCCUGGAAUAACUUAGGGAUAAGUUUAGGUUAUGUUACAAACUUUUGGAGUGGGUUAUUUUCUAGAUAAUCUAUUUUGAUCCCAAGUUUGUAAUUUUUGGCAUUUGUUGCCAAGUGUGAUGUAACCUAUUCGGAAUGUAAUUAUAUGUAAAUUACGUUCUAUUUCCUUGGCUUUAUAUAUUACAACUUGACCAAACUUGAUGACUAGCUACACUAAACAUGUAAAAAUAUUU